This is a messenger RNA of Betta splendens (Siamese fighting fish), 2626 nucleotides long. RefSeq names its product T-complex protein 11-like protein 2. Gene Ontology annotation, biological process: regulation of sperm capacitation. Lineage: Eukaryota; Metazoa; Chordata; Actinopteri; Anabantiformes; Osphronemidae. The record is from RefSeq and is a predicted model, not a curated record. Gene Ontology annotation, cellular component: acrosomal vesicle; sperm flagellum. Bases 411 to 1868 code for a protein of 485 amino acids. The transcript has 10 exons.
GGAGUCGUACAGUGGGGACACGCCCAUUGUUUUGAUUUAACAGCGGACAGCGCCAUUCGUAGUAGUCGUCAAUAAUUUUAUAUUGCUUCAUUGAUAAAUACACGACUCAAGAUUUUUUUUAUUAUAAUAGUAAAAGCACACGUCUGUUAAACACGCAUUAAACCGCUGAAUUCGUACAUUAGCCUGUCUUUGUUUUGACCGACCUCGUAGCUAGCUGACAAUGGUUUAGCCCGGCUUAAACCUGACCGUUGACGUUAUUGCUGCGUGUGACGUCACGUUACGUUACCUGAGUAGGAGGAUUUUAAACUCGUGCUGACUUUUCAGCCUGUUCAGAAUAAAUACCUCAUCAAACUAUAAACAGCUCCAGUUUCACCAAGCUGUGUGAUUUAAACAUCCAGACUGCUGCUGAAAUGCCCAAUCAAAGAGAUGAAGGGGCCGAUGAGUUCCCUGCUGACCCUCCCUGUCUGGAAGAGCUCCACUCUCCUACAGGGAGCCCACCCACUGCCUCAUUAUCCAGUCUCAUGGAGCUGGAAAAUUGUGUCUCCAACCUGAGCCUCGCGCACGAGAUAGUGGUGAACAGAGAGUUCUGCCUCAAACCCAGGAGCCCUUCGUCAGACAGCCUGCAGAGCAGGGUGACACAGAUCGUUCACCGGGCGUUUUGGGACGGGCUUCAGGAGCAGCUGAACAGUGAUCCUCCAAACUAUGACCACGCUGUCAUUCUGCUGCAGGAGGUCAAAACGAUACUUCAGUCCCUGCUGAUGCCCGGUCACAUCAGACUGAGAUCUCAGCUGGACGAGGUUCUGGACACAGAGCUGAUCCAACAGCAGGCGGCUCACGGAGCCCUGGACCUUCACAGACUGGCAGAAUACAUCAUCAACACCAUGGCGUCGCUAUGUGCUCCUGUGCGUGACCCUGAUGUCAGAGCACUGAGGGAGCUCCGGCACCCUGUGGAGCUCCUGAGGGAGAUCCUUCGUGUGUUGGGGCUGAUGAAGACAGACAUGGUUAACUUCACCAUCCAGACUCUGCGGCCUCACCUCCUGCAGCAGGCCGUGCAGUACGAGAGGACCAAGUUCCAGCAGAUUCUGAACAAGGAUCCCGCUUCUCUAGAUAAUACCACCACUUGGCUUCAGGCAGCAGCGUCAGAAGAGGCGUCAGCCGUCACAGCUCAGCCUGAUUCACCCGGUCCUCACAGCCAAAGUCCUCUCAGCGCCACCGCUGUCCUCAACCGAGCCUACAUGUGUCUGCUGCAGUGGGACCCGCAGCACCAGAAAUAUCCUGAGACUGCGCUGAUGGACCGAGCCCGUCUGGACGCCCUGGCUCAGCGGCUCCAGCUGCUGGUCCUGGAGGUUUCAGUGCUGCUCCUGAGCGACGCUCAGUGUGGGGGCAUGGUUUUCUCCCUGCAGGGGUUUGUAGGUAAACUCAGGCAGUCCGUCACUGCCCUGCUGGAGGGCAGUCACACCAGAGAGGCUGACCUGAAGGAGGCGCUGCUGGGGCUCGGGGAGAAAGUGCUGCAGCAGGUGAAUGAAGCGCUGCGUGAUCACAGAGGAGCUCUGCUGCCUCCGGAGAGCGAGGACCUGCUGAGAGGACACAUUUCUGAGCUGUGGAGGCGUAACCACCCCGUCCGCACCGUCAUCGGAGAACGGGUACAGGCCUUCCUCCAGGCCACGCUGCAGGGCAGCCCCGCUGAGAGCAGUCCAGAAGUGCCUGCUUCCCUCAGGCAUGUGAGUGCUGAGCUGCUUGAGCUGAGGACGGCCUUUGGGCGAAUCGUCCACUUCAACCGAACUGUCUUUGGCCCCUUCUAUGCACCCAUCCUCAGGAAACUGAUGUUCCCACCAGGAGAGGCUGCAGCUGAUGAGGCCUCGCGCUAGGACGAGGGUGACCUGACAACCUGACCGUAGCUUUACUCUACCUGCCGUGUGGCUCUGAACAUGUUGCUUUGAGUGUAGGUGGUGAAUUAAGCAUCUUUUGUUUGUGAAUUAAUUCGCCUUCUUUUCUAUUUUUCUGGGGAAGUUCACACUUUGUGUAAUAUUAAGAGUAAGACAGUUACUGUACUAAAUGAACAGUGGAUUGUAUCAGAGGAGCAUUUAAAAGAAUAAAACCUGAGGAAACACACUGAUCCUCAUGUAAGACCCACCAAAAACAGUUUGUUUUAAUGUUCACAUUAGUAACUAUGGACUUGGUCUACACGAUGGAGUUAAAUGAGUUUAAAAAUACUCCAGUUUACUGAGUUGUUUUCAUUAUACUGAUGUUAUUGCCGUUUUAUUGCUGAAUAUCUGAAGUAGAUAAAUAUUCUCAGCUUUAAUAUGUCAGUGACUGUUGUAAGGAAAAUGUUAUUAUUCAUUUAGCACAUUGCUUUAAAAGUUCUGGUAUCAGAACAGACGGUGAGUUUGAUCUGAAGCUCAACUGGAAUCAUUUAUCAUUUUAAAAGAUAAACGUCCUUAUAAAAAGACAAGUACCAAAGAAAUCAUAUUGGAUGUUUGUACAUAAAUGUCUAUAAUAUGCAACUAUAUCUAAUGUUUAUAACAGAUGGUUAUGAACUGUAUAACGCACUUUUAUCUAAACUCUUGUUUUCUUGCAUUGUUAUUAAUAUUGUAUGUGGCCGCCAUUAAAACAGCCUAAACCUAAA